GUUGGUCAUCCUGGCGGCUAGCUAGCUAUCGCCCAUCGCCCAGUUAUUGCUCAGCUUUCAGUCGGUAACGAUCAUCUAUACGCGCUCUCCCAUUCUCUCUGCCGAUUUCCCGGGUUAUGGCUCACUGUUGAGAGCAAUGUGCUGUUGUUAUUGUUGUUGCUGUCUGUCGCUGUUGUUGCAUCUGAAAUUUGUCUUUGUCUGUCAUGUUUCGUCAUAAUGCGGAAAGUUCCUUUUGCUUCAUCAAUCGUCUCAAUGGAAAUGGAAAUCUCAAUGAUGAACUCCAGCAGCAGGGCGAACACGAGCCAACAUCAGCUAUUUUGGAUUAUUGCAAACGCAAGUUCCUGCGUCCCUAUGUGGCCAUAUUGAGCCUGGUGGGUCUGAACCCCAUAUCGACGGACAUGAGUAAUGUGCGUGCCUGUUGCAGCUACGUUCAGGCGUUGAUGGUAUUCUUUGCCCUUCUCCUGGGCUAUGUUUUGCGCUACAUUUGCGGUUAUAGGGGCGAUCGUGGUUUCAACAGCUACAGGGAUAUUCAUCCAGCUACAGCAAAUAGUACAGAUGGAGGCGGCGGCGCUUUCUCACCCAAUACCAUAGGCGAACUAUUGUUUGGCUAUGUGGUGCCAAGUGGUUUGAAUCUUUUGGGUUUCGUAUCGGCUGUCCUGGUCUGUAAAGUGAUCGAUCACGAGCAAUUGCAGAAUCUCAUUGAACGUGUCUUUCUGAUGUCGGCCAAGCCGAAACGCUUAUGUCGCAUGCUUUGGUUGUUCCUGGGAUUGGCCUUGACCCUGCUGCUGUUGCUUUUUGCCUAUGCCUGCUGUGUGGUGAUUAUGCAGCCGGAGAAAAUCAUUAAAAUCGCUUGGUUAGCCGAGCUCCUACGUAAUUGGGAGCUGUGCCUGAGAGUCGCUUUGCUUUGCACUGUACUCCUGCAGGAUAUGGUCGAGAUUAUCAUCUUGAGUAGCUAUUACAUUGAGUGCUAUUUGCUGCGAGUUCAUUUGGAGAGUUUGUCACAUAAAUUGCUAAUGCACUCCAUUGAUUCUUUGGACUGGAUGCGUGAAGUAUUGGAAUUCCGCAAAUUGCUGGAACGCCUCAAUCAACAUGUGGCCAUACCCGUGUGUUUUCUAAUUGUAAUGAAUCUGUCAUACGCAUUUGCCGGUUUGGUCUAUCUCUUCAAGGAUUUCGAUUUCCAUUACUGUGCCCUCAAGUUGGUCCUUUUGAAUAUUGCCAAUGUCAUGCUGUGGCUCUUUUUGGGUCUUUUGCCAUUCUUUGUGGCCUCAUCGGUGACCCGUGUUUGUCAGAAUGCUCAGGCCAAUGGCCAUCAGAUUAGAGUACGUCCAUUUGUCUAUCAUAAUACCUCAGCAGAAGAUCUCAAUUCGACGCUAAUGUUUGCCUCAUCGUUGGACAUGUCGGCAAAACUCUUCCGUAUGCCCAUCCAAACAAAUUAUCUGUGUUUUGCCAUACUUGUGAUUAGCAUAGUGAUACUCACAUUGGGCAUGUGCUUAAAUCUCACAGCUCUGGGAAAGAUCUAAAUAAUGCGUACAUUAGUAACAUGUAUUAAUAAAUAUUUCUAUAUAUGUAAAUGAAAUAUUUAUCUCGAAUAAACAAUUUUCCAUAACCA
Molecule: messenger RNA, 1609 nt
Organism: Drosophila willistoni
Lineage: Eukaryota; Metazoa; Arthropoda; Insecta; Diptera; Drosophilidae
Gene: GrlHz
Exons: 3
Coding region: 204-1520 (438 amino acids)
Source: RefSeq, a predicted model, not a curated record